UUUCAAGGUUCAUUUAACAAAAAAAGGUACUAGGUGAGAAAAUACUGCAAAUCAAUUAAUAACCAAAACUCUCAUAACACAACGGAAAUCUAAGAUACUAAUGGGCGUUUCUUGUUAUGGCCUUUGUUUUGAAGGAAUUGAGCUUGCGGUGGUUGACUGUUAACUUUGGAUCAUGGGGGGGGGGGGGGGGACAAAGAAGAUGGAGAAAUAUGAGACCCAUUACUUUUCUUUGCUUAAAAUCAAAUUGAUAUCAGAAUUAAAUUUGUUUUAACUCUAAACAGGAAGAACACCGAAUUGAACAAGUGGAGCGUGCCACAGGAUUUGGAAAAAGCUCAAAUUAGAAUUUGGUGUGAAAUUUAGAAAAAUGAAUCGACUUGACUGUAAGCUGAGAUGUCUAGUCACCAACGGAAUAAAACACGUCGCCAUCGCCAAAGAGAGUGAGAAACAAACGCCAGUUGCCUGGUAAGUACUCAACAAUUUAAUCGUGAACAAAUGGGUAGAAUUUUCGAUGGUUUUCAGACACAACAAACGAGCCGGAAGUGCUAACUGCAAUCAACUAACGAAUGUACAAGUUCCCAGAGAUCAUCAAGUCAAUUUUCCCUUUAAUCCCAAGUCUAGACAAUGACAAGAUUCAGGUUAAAUUAUAAUCGUAAUACUGGGAGGGAUUGAGUUAUUGGCCUGUCGGAAAAGCGUAAUACUACGGAGAUCAAUAUGAAUGUCAAGGUGGUGAAAUCGAUCACUUUACUAAGGUGUACAAUUCAAUCCGUGUGAUAAAACUUGAAACGCCUGAUUCAAAUCAUCCUAAUAUAAGUAAAUUGUUCGGCAUUUCUUUGAUCCGCAAUGGAAACUUUCGCAAUUUGAACUGAACUACUAUCAGCACCUCUCUCUGUCCCUGUCAACGUGAUUCCGAUAAGAUGAUAAAACGAUAAGAGAGAUAGACAGCUACGUGACGCUAGCUGCAUUAGUUGAUUAACUUUAAGACAAAGACGUUGCAAUACAAAAAUCCUCACCAAAGAAUUGCCAAGUAAGUCAUUUUCCAGCACAUUAAUCUUUGAACGGAAAAGAUUUCGUCGCAUAAUUACCGCCAAUUUGAUAAAUUUUUUCUUUCUAUGAAAAUAAAUUUAAAUGGUAGGAGAUUCACGUAUCAAAAAAUGAAAAAUCCUUUGUCGCCGAAAUGGAUGAUAAAAUCCCUGAUUGCAUUCCUUAUACUUUGUGUUGGAGUUUUCUGCCAAUUAGACGAGUCGACAUCUUCAUGGGCCAAACUCCAAAUUUCACCCAGCGAACUCUGUUCAAUGCCCUACGGCAGUUUUCGAAUCAACAUUUACGAACACGCAAACAAUCACAAGGCAACGACGACAAAUGCAAGUGUCAAAAAAUAUUUUUACGCGCCCAUCGCCUUGCUGGACCACAGAAGCGCAGCGAGUUUCUACAACAACGUCACAAAACAGCCCGAGGUCCGUUUCCGCAUCGAAAUGUGGAACCCAAAAGUCGAGAGCAAAGUCGUCAAUUAUUUGACCGAAUUUCUCAGUCAACCAAUCAAAUCAAAUCAGGUUCAAGUCAUCCCAUUCGACAAAGUGAUCCUGGCCAUCACAUCACCGUCCACCACCUUCUCACUGAAAUCAAAUUGGCUCCCGUAUCAACUGGACAAGUGGCUCCAGUUGACACUUUUCUGUUUCCACCAACGAGAUUGCAACCAACUGGCGGCCGCCAUGCGGACCAACCCCAAACAAUUCAACGACUUCAAACUCCUUUUCAGUUUGUCUUCGCAGACGUCGCAGACCAAACAGACGGUCAUCCGCAUCGACAACAUCGUCUCCGGACAAAUGAUGGCGCAAAUGUUGCAGAAAUUCAACGAAAGUACCAAAGAAGCUCUGCUAACGGCCAGUGAUGAGAAGAAACUGCUGACGGAAUCGAUGACCAACGUCUUGGUCGACACUUUCGACGACUCGGACGUCGUAUCCCAAACUUCAGAGUCGCAAAUCUACAACAUGUUGAAGAGUUUGCUCGUCUCGUCCAGGACGACCAUCAAAGAGCAAAGCGACAAAAUGUGGGACUCGGUUUUCUGGAACGACGACAACUACCGACCGGACAAGACCACGAAAACUAUGAACGACAUUUACGACAAAUUGGACAAGGAAGACCAGAAAAAGUUGAUCGACACGUUCCAAAAUACCAACACAUUUGAGUUUGGCGCAGGAGUUAGUCUCCUGGGCAUUACCUCGUUUAAAACAAAAUUCAAAAAAGAACUUUCCCGCCACGGUUCAACAACAAAGGAAGACAUCAACAAACUUUUCCAGGAAAGUAAAAAUCACGGCGAAUGGGACGGGGAAAAAUUUGUUCCCAAAGCGCUGGCCCUCAGCAGAGUCAAUUUGGCAAAACUGCGGGACACGCAAUCCUUCCAUGAUCGCAAAGUGAGCGUCCGCUACUCGACCGCCGUCCUGUCAACUCCCAUCCAUUUCCUACAAAACUCUGAGCUGACAGCCACGGAUGAAUGGCAAGAGUUGAAAGACGAAUUAAAAGAAACACAAAAGCGUUUAUCAUACGCUUUGAAACUUUUAACAAAGAGGCGCAUCACUUUCGAAAAAUUAGAAAAGCAGCAAAACGAUACGAACGCAACUGUUUUCAAUUUAAUCAACGAUGUAAAUGAGAGAACGAGCGCCAUUGUGGACAUUGGCAAAAUGCCCUCGUCCUGUGCCGACCUCCGAGAAAUCGGACACAUUAAAAGUGGAUUCUAUUCCAUCAUGGGGAAAAGCAACAUGGAAACUGUGCACUGCAACUUCGCGAAGCAACACCACGAUUCGGAUUUCCAGAAAGUGAUCGGCUACGUCGACGUUAAAUCAGGACCCGUUUACUUCCACGCUCAAUCAACGACCAGUUUUCGAAGUGUCAACACGGCAAUUCCCUUUAACCUGAUCAGAAUGAAUGUGGGCAAUGCCAUUAGUUCCAGUGGAUUAUUCGUAGCGCCUAGAUCGGGAAAAUAUUUCUUUGCUUUUACGGGAUUGAGUCCAGAUAAUUAUGUUCGAGUUGAAUUUCAGAUGAGGACUGGUGUCAAUUCGAAUUGGAUAAAAUUAGGGCACGCCUUUGGUCAAAAGAAUUAUCAAACUUUGACGCUCCAGUACAUUUUGCAACUUGGUAGAGGCGACCAAAUUCGAUUGAUGUUACAGGACGGAGUAUUGCACAGUGAUACACCUUUUGGCCCGAUUACAAGUUUUUCUGGCUGGCUAAUGGAAGAAAACAUCUUUUAAACAAGGCCCCCUUCAAAAUUCAUUUGAGAAAAA
Messenger RNA from Daphnia pulicaria, 3278 nucleotides. RefSeq lists its product as uncharacterized. The coding region runs from base 1110 to 3245 and encodes 711 amino acids. Gene Ontology annotation, molecular function: protein binding. The transcript has 5 exons. The record is from RefSeq and is a predicted model, not a curated record. NCBI's taxonomy places the organism in Eukaryota, Metazoa, Arthropoda, Branchiopoda, Diplostraca, Daphniidae.